AGAUGUUGUCCUAGUUGGUUCAGGAGAGAAAACUGAAAUGAGCAUUAUUUCAGACAGUUCUCAAGGAGAUUCUCCAUCAAAAUUAAAUCCGCUUGCUCACAAACGAAAAAUGGGUUCAACUCGCAGACCACUCAGAGGAAACAAAGAAAAAAGAAAUAAUGCAGAUGAAAAAGAGGCUGGAGCUAGUGAAGGAGUGGCAGAAGUGGACACAGACCUACAUUCAGAAACUCAAGAGCAGAAUAAUGUGAUAGAUGACAACAUAAUACAAACUAUAAAUGUAAGCGAUAAUGAAGAACAUGAGAGGACAGAGACAGUGAGAAAGUCAACACAGGAACUGUGUGAUGAUGCAGUUGAUAAAGCGGAGGUUACAUCAGAACAACAGCUAAGAUCUUCAUCAAAUGUAUGUCAGACACAAGAAGGUUCACCACAAUAUGAAUCUGAGAACAUUCUGAAAAGUGAGAUGGAUGUUCGAGAAGAGAAAGAAACUGAAAAUAAUGAUGAGGAAAUAUUUGCUUUUGAAGACAUUAGCUCAGAAGUUACUGUCACACCUCAGGCACAAAACAAACUCUUCAUCCAAACUACUGAUGCAGACAGUCAUGACUAUAUCCAAACAGUUAAAGAUGUGCAUGAGGAAAGUCAAGGGGAAGAGAUGUUUCUCAGUGCAAACGCCAACCUUACCAUUCAGGACAAUGACAGUCAAUCAGAUUUUCAAACAGAAAAUUCUAAGCAAAAUUAUGUAUUAACAGACGAUCAAAAUACAAAUACAACUCCACAUAUAAAUGUAGAAGAACGUCAAGAAACCGAACCGAAUGUUUUAGCUGUGACUGAUUCUGGUCUCUCAUUUGGAGAUUCAGGAGAGUCACAAAAAGAACUUGAAAACAUCAAUGACGUCCCAGAAGAUUCUCAGGAAGAGGAGAAACAAUCCAAAAUAAAGCCACUUGUUCACCAGCGAAAAAUGGGCUCAACCCGUCGACCUCUGAAAGGAAACAAAGGGCAACGAAAAGACAGAGAACAAGAUGAUGACAGUGAAACACUUAACAAUGAGGAGAAAGAAGAGGAGAGAGAGAUAAGUGGGGGAAAAGAUACAGGUCCUGUUGAAGAGUUGGACUCAACCAUCAUACAGUCGUCAUGUAAUGCUGAGAAAUCCACUGAAAAGAGUAUCUGUGAUAUCACAGAAUCACAAACUACCACAAAAUGUCAUGGAGAGUCUCAGGAAAAUGCUGGAGAUAUUGAAAGUUUACCAACAGGGGGAGACACAGAAGCACAUUUGGAAAUUCGAACAGACAUUGGCAUGCUUGACUCAACAAUGAAUAAAGAAGGAACAGAAGAAAACAUCUGUGAUGAUGAUGUUCUCAUGAGACAAGUCGUGUUUGUUGGAGAUACAGUUACAGAAGAGAGUAAUAUGACUAUUGAGUCAGAUCUUCUUCAAAAUAACACAUCACUUGAUACUCACCAGGAAGCAUUAAAAUCAUCUGAAAAUGUUGAAAAUGUUUCUACUGUGGCUGAUUCUGGUCUUCUUCUGCAAGAUGUUGUCCUAGUUGGUUCAGGAGAGAAAACUGAAAUGAGCAUUAUUUCAGACAGUUCUCAAGGAGAUUCUCCAUCAAAAUUAAACCCACUUGCUCACAAACGAAAAAUGGGUUCAACUCGCAGACCACUCAGAGGAAACAAAGAAAAAAGAAAUAAUGCAGAAGAAAAAGAGGCUGGAGGUAGUGAAGGAGUGGCAGAAGUGGACACAGACCUGCAUUCAGAAACUCAAGAGCAGAAUAAUGUGAUAGAUGACAACAUAAUAAAAACUAUAAAUGUAAGCGAUAAUGAAGAACAUGAGAGGACAGAGACAGUGAGAAAGUCAACACAGGAACUGUGUGAUGAUGCAGUUGAUAAAGCGGAGGUUACAUCAGAACAACAGCUAAGAUCUUCAUCAAAUGCAUGUCAGACACAAGAUGGUUCACCACAAUAUGAAUCUGAGAACAUGAUGAAAAGUGAGAUGGAUGUUCGAGAAGAGAAAGAAAAUGAAAAUAAUGAUGAGGAAAUAUUUGCUUUUGAAGACAUUAGCUCAGAAGUUACUGUCACACCUCAGGCACAAAACAAACUCUUCAUCCAAACUACUGAUGCAGACAGUCAUGACUAUAUCCAAACAGUUAAAGAUGUGCAUGAGGAAAGUCAAGGGGAAGAGAUGUUUCUCAGUGCAAACGCCAACCUUACCAUUCAGGACAAUGACAGUCAAUCAGAUUUUCAAACAGAAAAUUCUAAGCAAAAUUAUGUAUUAACAGACGAUCAAAAUACAAAUACAACUCCACAUAUAAAUGUAGAAGAACGUCAAGAAACCGAACCGAAUGUUUUAGCUGUGACUGAUUCUGGUCUCUCAUUUGGAGGUUCAGGAGAGUCACAAAAAGAACUUGAAAACAUCACUGACAUCCCGGAAGAUUCUCAAAAAGUACAAUCAAAAUUAAAUCCACUUGUUCAUAAGCGAAAAAUGGGCUCCACACGUAGACCUACUGGAGAAAACAAAGGGCAAAGAAAAGACAGAGAAUGGCAUGCAGAGUUUCAGAAAAAUUAUGGAGACUCAGAAGCACAUUUAGAAUUUCAAACAGAGAUUAAAACGUUUGACUCAACUGUUGAUGAAGGAAUAAAAGAUCAUAUCUGUGAUGAUGAUGUUCUCAUGACACAGGCUGAGUUUGUUGGAGAUAAAUUAACAGUAGAGAGUAAUAUGACUAUUGAGUCAGAUUUUCUUCAAAAUAACACAUCACUUGAUACAAACCAGGAAGCAUUAAAAUCAUCUGAAAAUGUGGAAAACAUUUCAACUUUGAUUCAUUCUGGUCUUGUCUUGCAAGAUGUUGCCACUGAAAGUUCACUAGAGUCAAACACAGUUCCUGAGAAAUCGGAAAGCAGCAUCAUUCCAGAGGAUUCUCAUGUAGAAGAUUCCCACUCAAAAUUGAAUCCAGUUGUUCACAAACGAAAAAUGGGCUCAACCCGAAGACCACUCAGAGGAAACAAAGAUAAAGAAGAUUUAAGAGAGGUGAAGGAGGAAGACAUGGAACCACACUCAGAAAUUCAAGAGCAGAAUGAUGUUGUAGAUCACGACACAAUGCAAAAAAGAAUGGAUGUAAGACAUAAUAAAGAAGAAAACUCUAUAUUGAGAUUACCGGUACAGGAACUAUGUGAGCACCUGUCUGAAAAUAAGGAAUGGCAUAGUGAUAUUACAUUAGAACAAGAGCAAACUUCAUCAAAUAUAUCUCAAACACAAACUGCACCAUCACAAGAUGAUGCUUGCGAAAGUUUACCAGAGAUCCAAGAAUCAAAUACUUUUGUUUUGUCUGAGGCAUUGUCAAUGGAAGAAAACCAAAUUCACGUGUCUGAGCCUGUUGUCACGGUUGGAACUCCUCAAAUAGAGGAUGGGAAAAUCCAGUCAGUGUUCAGCAAAUCUGUGCAAAAGAGGAAGAUGGGGUCAACCCGCAAAACACAGAGAGGGCAGAGGAAUGAGAAAGAGAGAGAAUUGGGAGAAGAACUAGAUGGUGAAACUAAAAUUGCUACAACCAAGGAAGAUACCAUUAAACCACAGGAGAACUUUAUUCUUGAAGAGGUGAUGUCAUUAACUAUAACAGAAACUCAUGCGCAUCAGCAACCAUCUAGUUUACCUACGAAUAAAGAAGGCCAUCUAAUUGAGAAUAAUGGAAGUAAAAUGAACAAUCAGACAGAAAGCCCAGAACAAAAUGAAAUGCAAAUGCAAAAUGAUCCAAAUUCUAAUACAAACCCUCAUCAAAAUCAAGAUAAAAGUGAAAUCCUAAUUUCUGAAAAGUCUCACACUGAAAACAUACAUUCAAAUAUGAAUCCAACUGCCCAGAAGCGAAAAAUGGGAUCAACCCGUAAGACACUGAGAGGGAAUGGGCGGAGAGCACGAGAGGUAGAAUCAAAAGAAAUAGAUGGAGAUAGUGAAAGAACACUAGAAGAGCACUCAACGGAAUUUGCAACCAUUGAAAGAGCACAUGAGACGAAAUUGGAUGAAAAUACACAGUUGAAAGAGACUAGAAGCACUGAAAGUCUCACCCAUCCAGUAGCCACUUCAAAAAUAUUUUUUGAAACAGAGGAUGGAGAGAAAAAAGUUUCAACGAAUAUUGUCGGUCUGUCUGUGGUGAGUGAGGAGAUCCGCUCCAAUGAAGCGCCUUCAGAAGCAUUUUGUACUGAUCUACAAUCAGAAAUGUUAGUCAGUGCAGAUGAGAUGAAAGUAUGUGAAAAAUAUGAUGGACCAUCAGGACUUGAAAAUCUUGACAAAUCCAAAAGUCUAGAGGAAGUUGAAAGUGAACCUCAGUUGCAGUUAACAGUGUUGGAUCAAUCACAUCAGAUGCAUUCAGGAAAACAUCCACGAUCAGAAAACGUUACCCCUGAAAGGAGAAGAAAGAUAGGCUCGACUCGCAAAAACUUAAGAGGGAAACGAGGAGAUAAGAAGAGAGAAGAAUCUGAAAGCAAUCAGUUUGCGCCAGAAAAAGACCAGGACGGUGAAACUAGCAUGAUACGAGAGGCAGAACCUGAUCAAAUAAUUCACAAUAGUUUUGAGGAGUCAGACACGUCACUUCUCGGAGAGAUAGAGAGAGCGUUGCGAAAGACUUCUCCAAGUUUACAAAACACUGACUAUCAAUUAAUUGUCAAUGAACCAAACUUAGCAGAAACUCCUGAAACAUCUCAUUUCAAUACCCCAGAAAACUCAGAACCAGAACAAGGCUCAGACAAAGAGAAACAUGGAUCUCUCCAAGUGACAGAAUCACAAAAUCAAUCUGAAAUCGGCUCACCGAGACGGCGAAGAAAAAUGGGUUCGACUCGCAAGAAUCCCAGACAGCAAAUUCAAGCAAAAAGAGAAGAUGAAAAUGAGGAGGAUGAGACAGAAGAGAAAAACAAACAAGAAUCAAAAAGUCUCAAGAAGGACCUUGAAGCAGCUGAGGAAUCUAAAGUGCAUGAUUCCAGAGAUAAUGUAGAAAAUAAAGAGUAUCUUGAUGUACCCGUCGCACUUACAAAUAGCUGUCAGACAGAGGAAAGCACUAACUCUGUUGGCAAAGAAGGGACUUCACCAUCAACUAAAAGAAAAUUCGGGUCCAGGCGAACAAAUGUAGGCAAUAGAGACCUUGGUGGGAUGAUCCCACCUGAUCUUACGGAAGACACUGGCGCCCGGCUGGUUUCUUUGGACCAGAUGAUAAAGGCAUCACAACAUGAUGGACAGACAGCCGGUUUAAAAAACAUUUCAGAUAUGGAAGUCGUUCAGUUUAAUGUGGUGAUGGUGGGAAACAGCUCUGUGGGAAAAACGUCUUUCGUAAGACGCUUUCAUGGAGGAGAGUUCAGCUCGGAUUACUCUUCUACGAUUGGUGUUGACACCUGUGUACAGAACAUUGUGUUUCAUGACAGAGUUGUUAAACUGCAGAUAUGGGACACAGCAGGUCAAGAGAGGUUUCACAGCAUCACCACACAAGUGUUUCACAGGGCAGAUGGCCUUUUUCUCAUGUAUGAAGUCACAUCAUGGAUGAGUUUUAUUUCUGUGCGAGACUGGAUUUCUCAAAUUCAGGAAAAGGCUCCUGAUGAUGUCAUCGUGAUGUUGUUAGGCAACAAGAACGAUUGUGCUGGGCGUGAAGUCCAGGUUAAGGAAGGGGAGGAUCUCGCUAGAGAGUAUAAAAUUAAUUUCAUGGAGUGCAGUGCUGCAACUGGAGCUAAUGUGUCAGAAUGCAUGAAGAGUUUAGCUGAGAUGUUAAUGCAGCGGAAGAGAAAAAAGAUGGAGGAACGCACACCUUUGAAGAGCGUGCAACCACAGAAGAAAUCUGGUUGCUGUUGAGAUAAACUCAUAUACAAACACUUAAAAAAAAUACAAGCACACACAUAAACUGC
Messenger RNA from Triplophysa dalaica, 5865 nucleotides. RefSeq names its product RAB44, member RAS oncogene family (gene rab44). The record is from RefSeq and is a predicted model, not a curated record. Gene Ontology annotation, cellular component: dendritic spine; plasma membrane; synaptic vesicle. Gene Ontology annotation, biological process: regulation of exocytosis; cellular response to insulin stimulus; neurotransmitter receptor transport to postsynaptic membrane. NCBI's taxonomy places the organism in Eukaryota, Metazoa, Chordata, Actinopteri, Cypriniformes, Nemacheilidae. Gene Ontology annotation, molecular function: GTP binding; GTPase activity. The coding region runs from base 38 to 5812 and encodes 1924 amino acids. The transcript is spliced from 8 exons.